This is a messenger RNA of Dracunculus medinensis (Guinea worm), 594 nucleotides long. The record is from the annotation of a GenBank genome assembly. NCBI's taxonomy places the organism in Eukaryota, Metazoa, Nematoda, Chromadorea, Rhabditida, Dracunculidae.
AUGUCACUACGGCACCGCAAUAUAAAUUCACCGAGACCUUUGCGCGCAACGUCAUUCACUUUUGAACCAGCAGUGGCUUUAGAGAUUGGUUUCUGUGGAUGGAUUCUGACCAUUAUUGCAUACAUUUUAGUCCUACUGACGUUGCCAUUCUCUGCUUACGCAUGUAUUAAGGUUGUCCAAGAAUAUGAACGAGCAGUGAUAUUUCGCCUUGGUAGGCUUAUGGCUGGUGGGGCGAAAGGGCCUGGGAUUUUUUUCAUCCUUCCAUGCAUCGAUUCGUACAAAAAAGUCGAUUUACGAGUAGUAUCGUUCGAUGUGCCACCACAGGAAAUUCUUUCGAAAGAUUCAGUAACGGUGGCCGUCGAUGCAGUUGUAUAUUUCCGAAUAUCAAAUGCAACAAUAUCGAUAACAAAUGUCGAAGAUGCUAGCAGAUCGACAAAGCUUUUAGCACAAACAACUUUGAGGAAUAUUCUAGGCACGAGAACUUUAGCUGAAAUGCUUAGUGAUCGCGAUGCGAUAUCGCUGCAAAUGCAAGUAAUGAAUUUCCCUAAAACUUCUUUUAUAAAAACUUCUUUUAUAACUUUUGCUGAACUUUAG